This is a messenger RNA of Gymnodraco acuticeps, 2886 nucleotides long. RefSeq lists its product as uncharacterized. The record is from RefSeq and is a predicted model, not a curated record. The transcript has 21 exons. The coding region runs from base 51 to 2786 and encodes 911 amino acids. NCBI's taxonomy places the organism in Eukaryota, Metazoa, Chordata, Actinopteri, Perciformes, Bathydraconidae.
CUUUGAUACUGACUGUAUUCUUUUUGGUUUUGCUGCUUACAAACUGCAACAUGCUGAGGCUUGGGAACAUUUUGUUAUGGAUGGCUGCAGCUAUCAUCUUGUGUCAAGCCAGGCCUAAUGUGAAGCUAAAUUCGCAGUCAAGCAGUGGGUUAAGGUCUGACUGUGCCGCAAAUGUAAUGAGACUGUCGUUGGACAAGGCUUUAGCAGUGGGAAACCAGCUUGAGGUGGAGGCUAUCAAUGGCACCAAGCACAUUUUGUUAACACCUAGCAUGGCUGCUCAGUGUGGAUACAGCAUGGAGUCUGACCCGUGGGGUAACACCAGAAUCUACACCUCCCUGAUGGGCUGCUUUGUGGACAACAAGGAUGAUGCUACAUUUAACGUUGGCUUGAGACUCAAGAUGUACGGCGAGAAUCCAUCAGACGUGGUCAGUCAUGACGUGUCUCAGACUUGCAGGUACACUCGCUGGGCCUCCAGGGAGAUCCUCUGCGACAGGAACUACAUGGAAGUUUCGCACCACAUGGCUAACCUUGAUGCUAAGGGUCAGACUUGGGAUGGUAAAGACAAGAAGCUCAACGCCAAUCUUGAAGCCUCUGGUGCAUCACAAGGUAUCUGGAAGAUGACGUUUUACACCCCAGAACCAGUGGCCAUGGUGUUGCAAGAGGCUGAACAAGCCGGCUACGCUGCCAAAACUACCUCUAGUCGCCUGGUUAUGCGAAGCCCGUACAAUACAGCAGAGACUUAUUCAGAGGAUGUGGCUGGAGUGCCCAUGGAAGUUUUCAGGGUGAGCGCCUACUACAUGGCACCACAGGGUCUGAAUGUAGUGAACUUGGCAGCUGCUUGUCCCAAAGGUGGCGUCCUCUUCACCGAGGAUAUGAUCUCUUGGCACGUACCUCGCCGUGUGACUCCUCUGUUGGACGGCAGAAUUACAGUCUCAGAAAUGCACAUGGGAAUCAACGGGCAGAGGCUUGAUAGAUCUCAGAUGGCCGCACGGGGGUACACACUGAGCACCACAGACUUCCACAUCGUCGUCGAGAUCCCAGUGGGCUCGCCUGAUGGUUACUACAAGAGCCAUGCCCCAGAUUACCAGUACCACAUCACCUACUUUGUGGAGCCCAUGCUUGAGGUACUGUGGAGAGAAGAUGACACCCAAGAUGAUACCAGAUACAAGGUUUUGUUCCCCAUCAUGACCCCUCUGAUGCCUCAAUCUCCCCAAAUCCAGGAUGACACUGUCCCAGAGACUCGGGUGUUCAGCGUUCUCUUGGGAACCUUCCUCCAUGACGUUGAGCUGAGGAACAUCACCUUCUCCACCGGGGUCCUCACUGUUGAGGAGAGCAAUGCCAAAGGCUUCACAGUCCAGGAACACAGCUUGGCUAAUGGCUCCAAGAGCUUCGCUCUUCAAGUGCCCUUUGAUGCCAAUGUUGUCUUAAAACAUAAUCCUGAGCGCUUGGUUACAUCCUACUUCCUCCCUCUGAUCUUUGGGUUGAUCGUCCUGCCUGAAGAAACUCCUUUUGCUCUCCCGGUCGACCUGCAGGCCUCUCUGCAGGAUGUUGUGCUACCCAUCAUGGCUGGCACCUGUGACCAGAAUCAGUUUUACAUCAGCGUGAAGUUCGGGAGUCACGGCUCUAAUUUCAAGGCUAUCGUUGGACCUCGAGAGCUGACGGCUGAGAUGGCUGAAGACUACAAUUUCUAUGAGAACGGCACACACCUCAGCCUCAUUCUGCCAUACACUGCCAAGGACGCUGUUUUUGAGCUGCUCACUGCAGAAUCAGUCAAAUCCAGAAUUGACCUGCUUCUGUUGGAUCGUGCAAACGACUGGGUGCUUGCUGAUCUCUAUCUGGCUUGCUACUUCCCCUUAAAAGCAACAGAGUGCCACCCCAAUGGCACAAUGACCGCUGUGGCUGUGAAGGUUGAAUCGACUCGUAAUCUGAAGCCAAGUCAGCUGACGCUAAAGGACCAGUCCUGCACACCACAGUUCAGCGACGAUCGCUUUGCAUAUUUCUCCUUCAGUGUGGAUACCUGUGGAACCACCAGAACGUUCUUUGACAACUACAUGAUGUAUGAAAAUGAGAUCCGCCUGUCUUACAACAACAAAGGAGCAGCCAACACAUCACCAGUUGAUCCUGAAUACAGGCAAACCAUUUCCUGCUUCUAUGUGGUCAAUGAUACUCAGACUGUUGCCUUCAGCGCUAAACCAAGAACCUAUGAGCCCGCUGCAGAGAUCGGCACCGGGCAGCUGAUGGUGCAGAUGAGGCUUUCCCAAGAUCCAUCCUACGAGCUCUUCUACCAAGCAGAGGAUUAUCCAGUGGUGAAAUAUCUGCAGCAGCCUCUGUAUUUUGAGGUGGAGCUGAUGCAUUCUACCGAUCCGCACUUGGAACUCAUCGCUGAGAACUGUUGGGCAACCCUUUAUGAAGAUAGGACAUCUCUGCCAAGCUGGGACAUCAUUGUGGACAGCUGUGAGAAUCGCAAUGACAGCUAUGCAACAAUUUUCCAUCCCGUUGUGAGUGACUCCAGAGUUUUAGUCCCGUCCCACAUCAAGCGCUUCUCUGUAAAGAUGUUCACUUUCACUAAAGAUGACAAGGUUCUGAAAGACCAGAUCUAUGUCCACUGUGAUGCAGUGAUUUGUGACGCAAGCAGCCAGGCAGAUGGUUCCUGCAGAGGCCAGUGUGUGCAUCCUCCAGGUCAGAGCUACUCAAGACCUGCAGGUGUAAAAAAGGAGCGAAGAAGCACCGACUCAACACGCCAAAGGCAGAUCUCCUCUGGGGCAAUUAUUCUGUCUAACCUUUGAAUAUGUUCUACUAGUGUUUACAUUUUGUCAUUUGCACCUUAUGUACAUUUGUUCAUUGUUUUGUUUGGAAACAGUUUUAUCAAUGAAUGUACUGUACUGC